This is a messenger RNA of Python bivittatus (Burmese python), 4567 nucleotides long. The record is from RefSeq and is a predicted model, not a curated record. Lineage: Eukaryota; Metazoa; Chordata; Lepidosauria; Squamata; Pythonidae.
UUAAUUAUUGCCAGAGGUUCUGGUUUAUCAAGUCACCUUGUUUCAUUUCAAGAGAAAGGUUUUGUUUGCUUUUUUUCUUUUUAAAGUCUGCAUUGUAUGUAUAGUCUACCUUUCCUCCAAGGAGCUGAGGGACCACCUAGAGUCAUUCAGUUCCCCACUAUAUACUUAUCACAACCUGCAAGGCCAGUUUGGGUGAGAGUCUGGCUCUUGGGCUCAACCAGCAGGUUCAGAGGAGUAAAAGGGACUGGAGAUGCUGUCCAUACAUUUCUUUUUAAUUAGAGCACCACACUGGUUCUCCUCAUAGACACUGAUAAUAUUUGCACACGUAUUUACACAGAAUUUGGUAGUUGCUUCAGUAGCAGCUGCAGUUGUAGCUUUUUUUUUUUAUAAGGGGGUAGAGUUCCUGACAAAAUUGGACAUGCAUUGUACAGUAUUCCAUAAGGCAGCCUCCCGCAUGCCAUGUUUGAACAUGCAUAGAGUUGGUUGCAGGUGUCUGUAGUUUCUUUGUGUCUCUUAAGGUUCUGUCUUGGGAUGGUUGUAUUGAGAAAGUAUCUCUCUCAGCUAUGUUCCCUUGAUGAAGCAAUCUUCUGUCGCCACAGCUUCCUUGAUGCUAUCUUAGUUAACAAUGGCAAAGCCACCAAGCAAAGAUCCUGGGCUAAAGGAGAAGUUUAAGAGCCUCUUAGGACUGUCAUCCAGGCCCAAUUCUAAGUCAUCUGAAGGAAAACAGACAGAAUUCAUCAUCACUGCAGAAAUCCUCAAGGAACUGAGCGUAGAAUGUGGCUUAAACAAUCGGAUAAAAGCAAUUGGUCAAAUCUGUGAGGUAGCAAAAACUAAAAAAUUUGAAGAGCAUGCAGUGGAAGCUAUUUGGAAAGUGGUAGCUGAUAUGCUGCAGCCAGAUCGACCAGCCGAGGCCCGGCACGCUGUCCUCCAUCUGUUGAAGGCAAUUAUUCAGGGACAAGGUGAAAGGCUGGGGAUUCUCCGAGCUCAUUUUUUCAGAGUGAUUAAAGAUUAUCCAUCUAACGAAGACCUGCAUGAACGGCUUGAAGUAUUCAAGGCACUGACAGAUAAUGGAAAAUACAUAACGUACUUGGAAGAGGAACUAGCUGAAUUUGUUCUUCAGUGGAUGAAAGUUGGUUUGACUUCAGAGUUUCUCUUGGUGUUGAUCAACCUAGUCAAAUUCAACGGCUGUUACUUGGAUGACUACAUUGCUGGCAUGGUCUACAUGAUUUGCGCCUUAUGCAUUCAGACCUCUUCUGCAGUUGACAUUAAGGUUUCCCUGCAAGUUUUGGAUGCUGUGGUGUGUUACAAUUGCUUGCCUUCUGAAAUCCUCCCAAUGUUUAUCAUCACCUUGUGCUGGACCAUCAAUGUGAAGGAGCUCUGUGAGCCCUGCUGGGAGCUCAUGCGGAAACUGUUGGGAACUCACCUGGGUCAUAGUGCCAUUUAUAACAUGUGUCGGAUCAUGGAGGACAGGACCUACAUGGCGGAUGCAGUCCUCCUGAGAGGGGCUGUCUUCUUUGUGGGGAUGGCCUUGUGGGGUGCACACAGACUACAGACUCUCAAAAAUUCACCAACAUCUGUGCUGCCCUCUUUCCUGAAGGCCAUGACAGCUCCCAAUGCCAUCGUGUCUUAUGAAAUCGUCCUCUCCAUAACAAGGCUGAUCAAAAAAUUUGGCAAGGAACUUCAGGCAGUCACCUGGGACGUCCUUCUGGAUAUCAUGCAGCGGCUGGUUGAGCAGCUGCAGGCUUUGGAAAGCCAGGAGUUGAAAUCCAUUGUUCAUGAUUUGCUGACUACAGUUGAGGAACUCUGUGACCAGAACGACUUCCAUGGCUCCAAAGAACGAUACUUUGAACUUGUGGAGAGAUGUGCUGACCAAAGGCCUGAAUCUUCAGUUCUGAACCUCAUAACGUACCGAGCUCAGUCCAUCCACCCUGCGAAGGACAGCUGGAUCCAAAACCUCCAGGUGCUGAUGGAGAGGUUCUUCAGAAAUGAGAGUCGGAGUGCUGUUCGCAUAAAGGUUUUGCACGUCCUGUCCUUUGUGCUGAGUGUCAAUAGGCAGCUUUAUGAGGAGGAAUUGAUUAAUCUGGUCAUCUCCCAGCUAUCUCACAUCCCAGAAGAUAAAGACCAUCAAGUCCGCAAACUGGCCACCCAGUUGCUGGUGGACUUGGCCGAGGGUUGCAAUACCCAUCACUUUAACAGCUUGCUGGAUAUCAUCGAGAAGGUUGCUUCCCGUUCCUUGCUGCCUCCUGCUGACCUGGAAGAAAGAGAUCUGCUGUCUUACUCUGCCUCUCUAGAAGAUGUGAAGACGGCAGUCGUUGGUUUGCUUGUCAUUUUCCAGACCAAGUUGUACAGUUUGCCUGCCAGCCAUGCCACUCGGGUCUAUGAGAUGCUUGUCCAUCACAUUCAGCUCCAUUAUAAACACAAGUACAGCCUCCCUAUUGCCAGCAGUAUUCGCCUGCAGGCAUUUGACUUCUUGCUCUCACUUCGUGCUGACUCUCUUCUCCACCGGUUGGGCCUCCCCACCAAAGAUGGCCUUGUGAGAUUCAGCCCCUACUGUCUCUGCGAUUCGGUGGAGCCCGAGAAAAAACUUGCUGGCACUCUCUCCCCUCCCUCGGGAAGUCCAAGCGUGCUCCCUCAGAACGCUCCCAUCCGUACAGGCCACUUGUCUUAUUCUCUCCUCUUUGGAGUUCUUCUGCAGUGCUUGAAGCAAGAGACAGACUGGAAGGUGCUGAAGCAGGUUCUGAACAAGUUGCCCAAAUCUCUGCAGUAUAAAGUCCUUUACUUAACCUCUCCUUGCAGUAUUGAUCAACUGUCUUCUGCUCUGUGUUCUAUGCUCACAGAUAAGAAGAUGACUGAGCGGCUGAGGGACGUCUCGGAAGGGCUGUCCCGGAAUGACUUGCACCCGGCUGUGGUUCCAGUCUUGACUGCCUUGAUCUCCUACCACAGUUACCUGGACAAAACGAAGCAGCGAGAGAUGGUUUAUUGCCUGGAGCAUGGGCUGAUCUUCCGCUGCGCCAGCCAGUGUGUGGUGGCGUUGUCGAUCUGCAGCGUCGAGAUGCCGGAUAUUAUCAUCAAAGCUUUGCCAGUCCUGAUAGUUAAGUUGACGCAUAUUUCAGCUACAGCCAACAUGGCCAUCCCACUCUUGGAAUUCCUUUCGACACUGGCCCGCCUGCCUCACCUCUACAGGAACUUUGCAGCUGAGCAGUACGCCAGCGUAUUUGCCAUCUCCCUGCCGUAUACAAACCCCUCCAAGUUCAACCAGUAUAUUGUGUGCCUGGCACAUCAUGUCAUAGCCAUGUGGUUUAUCAAAUGCCGCCUUCCCUUUCGGAAAGACUUUGUUCCCUAUAUUACUAAGGGUUUGCGGUCGAACAUCCUCCUCUCCUUUGAUGACACCCCAGAGAAAGACAGUUUCCGGGCUCGUAGUACAAGUCUGAAUGAGAGACCAAAGAAUAGCUUUAAAGUAGCCAAAAAUGCCAGGCCAAACUUGAACCACUCUCCUCCCGUGAAAGCGCUGAAGGAACCCUCAGCUGUCGAUGCCUUCCGGUCCCGCAGCAUCAGUGUGUCUGACCAUGCAGCCCACAGCCGGAUACAAACCUCCAUCACCAGUUCCAGUCUGGGGUCUGCUGAUGAGAACUCCAUGGCUCAGGCAGAUGACAACCUGAAGACCCUUCACUUGGAGCUCACGGAGACCUGCCUCGACAUGAUGGCCCGAUACGUCUUUUCAAACUUUACAGCUGUGCCCAAAAGGUCUCCAGUGGGUGAGUUCCUCUUGGCUGGAGGGAGGACCAAGACGUGGCUGGUGGGUAACAAGCUCGUUACAAUCACUACAAGUGUUGGGACAGGAACCAGGUCCCUCCUGGGCCUUGACCAUGGAGAGCUCCACAAUGGCACAGAAUCCAGUUCAGAUCACAGCUUGCAAGUGAGACAGUCGAAGGAGGCACCAGCGAAACUCGAGUCUCAGGCUGGCCCACAGGUGGUUCGAACCCGCAACCGAGUCAGGUCCAUGUCAGGAGGCCAUGCGCUGCGGGUCGGUGCUCUGGACAGCUCUGCCUCUCACUUCCCAGCCAGCACAGUGCCCCAGGCACCCCCAAGCUCUCCUGCACCUGCCGCCCAAACCGAGAAGGCCAACUUGGCUGCUUAUGUCCCCCUCCUGACUCAAGGCUGGGCAGAAAUAUUGGUGCGGAGGCCAACAGGUAACACCAGCUGGUUGAUGAGCCUGGAAAAUCCACUGAGCCCCUUUUCUUCAGAUAUCAACAACAUGCCCCUGCAGGAGCUCUCCAAUGCCCUCAUGGCAGCAGAGCGUUUCAAGGAGCAUCGUGAGACGGCCUUGUACAAGUCCCUCUCAGUCCCGUCCUCCAGCUUGUCCACAGGAACAGCCAAGCCGUCUCUCCUGCAGCGCUCCAACACAGGUGAGGCAAAGCUUGGGAGGCCUGGUGUGCCACCCCAAUGGAGCCCACAAGAAGCAAAUUCUUCCCAGCGGGGCCACGGCUGCUGUCUGGUUUCACUUCAAAGGAGUUGUCUUGCCCAGAAAAUGUUGAAGCAUCCAUCUUCCUAAAAGGAAGACAUGAUC